This is a messenger RNA of Cucumis melo (muskmelon), 2799 nucleotides long. RefSeq lists its product as uncharacterized. Gene Ontology annotation, molecular function: carbohydrate binding. The coding region runs from base 154 to 2421 and encodes 755 amino acids. The transcript has 4 exons. Lineage: Eukaryota; Viridiplantae; Streptophyta; Magnoliopsida; Cucurbitales; Cucurbitaceae. The record is from RefSeq and is a predicted model, not a curated record.
GAUCGGAUUGGGAGAUGAAAUGAAUGCAUGAAUUCAAUUAUUUCACUCUUUGGAUCGUCACUCUCUUCUUUAAUGGCAGCAACUGGAAGCCCUACUUUCUUUCAUCUUGCUUUUGUUUCUCAUUUCUGUGUGGUUCCUUCCACAUAGUUAGACAUGGAUUUUGACCUUCUCAACAAACCCCAUCCUCACCCCUUGUUCUUCUUUGAACAAGGCAUGAAUCAUGAAGUGGUUUUCUGUACUAGAUGCCGUCGACAGUUGCGUCCCCCGGCCUUCAGCUGCUCAGACUCCCACUGCAACUUCCAUAUCCAUCAAUCUUGCAUCGAUCUUCCUCCUCAAAUCCACAACCGCUUCCACCCUCAACAUCCUCUUUCUCGGACCACCAACAACUACCUCUGUACUCCCUGUUGGCAAAUGCCGUCAGGUGAUGUUUAUGCGUGCUCUAGAUGCGGUUUUCAGAUUGACGUCAAAUGCGCUAUCGCCGACACAAAAGCCAGUGGUCUACGGUGGAUGACCGGUAACCAGUUUCGCCAUUUCAGCCAUCCUCAUACAUUGACCCUUCAGCGAGAACAGAACAGAGAAACCGAUGAAAUUGAUUGUCUUGUUUGUGGAUUGCUUAUAAAAUCAGGUUCUUCUUAUUACUUCUGCUAUUUUUGUGAUUCCUACUUUCAUCAACAAUGCGCUGAGCUGCCGCGUGAGAUGUUAAACUCUGAUUUUCAUGAACACCCAUUAUUUCUUCUUCCCUCUAGCUCUCCCCAAACUAUUUGUAAUAGUUGCAAAAAUGACUGUGGAGAGUUUGUCUAUAAUUGUUCCUUGUGUGAAUUCAAUCUUCAUAUCGCUUGCUUACAAUCUUUCAAACACAAACACAGCUUCACCCAAUAUAGGAAUAGGACACAGUUUGUUUGUCGUGCAUGUGGUGAGAAAGGCAAUGGAUUCUCAUGGUAUUGUAUCAUUUGUCAUCUUUCUGUUCAUAAAAAAUGUGCUAAAAUGCCGUUAACUUUGAGGAUAUUUGGACACCGACUCCAUGAUCUUAGCCUCACCUAUUUUCGAGAUGCGGUUGAUUUUGUUGGCAACAAGAUUGACUGCAAGAUCUGCGGGGAGAAAAUAAGGACCAAAUAUGCUGCAUAUGGUUGCUACAAGUACAAUUGCAACUACUUUGUCCAUUUGGACUGUGCUCGAACCCAAAGUAUCGACUUUAACUCGACAGUGGAUGUUCUUGAUUCUACCAAUGAUGAAAACGUCAAGAUUGAAAUUUCUGGCUCUGAGAUUCAACAUUUCAUUCAUCAUCAUAGCUUAAAUUUGUAUUCCCCUGAGGAGGAGCUUGGACAGGACAGAGUUUGUGAUGGCUGUAUGAAGCGCCUUUCAGAUCCAUCUUAUGGCUGUGAGGAGUGUGAUUUCUUUGUCCACAAAGAAUGUCUUGAAUUGCCUAGAAAGAAAAGGAACUUCCUCCAUCAGCAUAGCCUCCAUCUCAUAUCAAUCCCAAAUUUCGUCUUCCAAUGCCAAGCUUGUCUCAAAUAUUUCAAUGGCUUUGCCUACCAUUGCAAAACAUGUCUUUCCACAUUCGACACCCGAUGCACCUCAAUCAAAAUCCCAUUUAAACACCCUGCUCACCAGCACCCCUUAUCUCUCGACCGGACCAACGAAGACCACAAAUGUGAAGGUUGUGGGGAGGGGGUGAAGCACAAGGUAGCGUUUCGGUGUGUCGAUUGCAACUUCCAUUUGGACGCAGGAUGUGCAACUCUUCCACUUGGGGUAAGGUACAGAUUCGACCCACAUCCUCUAGAUCUGACAUUUUUAGAAAAUGAAGAAGAAGAAGAGUAUUGUUGUGAAAUCUGCGAGGAAGAAAGAGAGCCGGGGCCAUGGUUCUAUGGCUGCCAAAAGUGCAAUUUUGCUGCACAUUUAGACUGUGCUGUUGGGAUGUUUCCGUACGUGAAGUUAAAGAAGCAUGAAGCUCAUAAGCACACUAUGAAACUGGGAGUGAAAGGGAAAGAAGAGGAUUGUGUGGCUUGUGAUGAAUCAUGUGCUGAGGAUUUGGCCUAUGAAUGCAUUUCCAAUUGCAAGUUCAAGGUGCAUGCCACUGGGCCGUGUUACCACAGCCAGGUAGUUUUGGGAAGCCUCGCUUUCACCAACCGUUGCUUUUACUCUCGAGGAGUUGGACUCCCCCAACAUACGAUUCAAAAUGAGCGCAUUCUGAUUACAAUUGGACCCUAUGGAGGUGGAGGUGGAAAUGCUUGGAAAGAAAAGAUUUUCACGUCAAUCAAAGGAUUUGCUAUUGAUCAUGCAGCAUGGAUCUACUCUUUCCAAUUUCAUUAUGAGAAGAAGGGUGAGUUGAUAUGGUCGGUGAAGCACGGUGGAGAUGGUGGUUCCAAAUCUGAGGAGAUUCUUGAUCUAUCUCAUUUUAUGAAAAUAGUUUCCAAGACUUAAAAGAGAUGGAAUCUGAUUGAAGCUCUGUUGUCCGAUCACUGACAUUGGAGACAAAUAAAAAAAGUUAUGGACCGUUUGGUGAAGAAGUUGGAUCCAAAUUUUCAAUCCCAAUGGGAAAGAACUUCUGUGGCCUCCAUGGUAGGGCUGGUUCUUUUCUUGAUUCAAUAGGAGGCUACGCUAUUUCAACACAACACCCUCAUCCUCUUUAGAGAAAGUAUAUUGAAACUCAACACUUCAAUUUUUUCUCAUGCUUAAUAUGUUAUACUCUUAACAAAAUAAUAAUGAUAAUAUAAUAAUCUCUGUUCAUACAUAUUUGUACAACUUAUAGUGUAAUUUAUAAACAAACAUAAUUUCUUAGUUUUAUUCGUCGUGAAGUUA